AUGCCGGCCACCUGCCCUGCUAACGCUGACGACCGGUUUGGGCCUCGCGUCAACACCAACUGUCGCCAGUUCGACUUCACGCCGUGGUUUGAAGAUGCCUUCUUCACACUCUUACCAGCAGCCGUGUUUCUUUUGCUCUUCCCAUGGCGUCUACGCAGCCUGCGAAAGAAGUCUGUCAAGCUUCAAUCCUUUCGACUGGUAAUAUGGAAGUUAACUCGCGAAUCAAUCGCAUUGUCCGCCGAUAUCGUCGGUGCUAUUCCAGUCCUAACGUCCUUGGUGUUGUCCUUUCUCAAAGACCAGCGUUCCCUCAACCCGUCUGACAUUUUGGUCCUCUAUUUCUCUGCAUCGGCCAUGUGUGCUUUGCCGCGACUGCGCUCACUGUGGAUUAUCCACUCCGUGCCGAUUCCGAGGGCCAUUUGGACCGUUAUCACCGUCGGAACGGUAGUAGUCAUGACCGUCGAAUCCGCACGGAAGACCCGGUGGCUACGCUCGCUAUACCGCCAGAGCAGUACUCACGAGCAGACUGCGGGCUUUUGGAGCGGAAGCUUCUUCAUCUGGGCGCUCCCAUUCUUCCAAGCCGGAUACACCAAGGAUCUCCAACUCGCUGAUAUCCCGCCGGUAGACGACGACUUGAAAGGUCAGUCAAACGUGUACGAACUGCAAGUCGCAUGGAAACGUGUCCGAGCCCGGCAUCGUUUCCGUCGUCAUCUUCUUCUCCAGGCUACCUUUGCGGCAAAUAAAUGGUCAUUUUUGUCAGCCGUUUUUGGUCAACUCAUCUGUCUCGUAUCGAGAGCCGUGUAUUGGCGACAGACCUAUCGUUUAGUGAGCAGGAUCCGAUCGGGUCUCACGAUCAACAUCUACCGGCACAUCACUGCGCUUCCUGGGCGUGAUGUGAAGAAUAUGGAGGCAGUUACGCUCAUGGGGACCAAUGUGGAGCGAAUUGUGGACACAUUUACUUAUAUUCAUGAAUUGUGGGCUUCAAUCAUCGAAGUAAGCAUCGCCAUCUGGCUCUUGACCCGGCAGAUCUCUCUAGCAUCAUUAGUACCGUCGGUUGUAUGUGUGGCAUCGGUGUUCGCAGCAUCACGAGUUGCCACGGGGUUUGGAAAAGCUCAGAAGACGUGGAAUGAACGGGUUGAGAAGAGAAUCUCGGCCACGAUUAGCAUGCUCGGGGAUAUGAAGUCGGUCAAGUUUCUCGGCCUUGCAGGUGUUAUAUCGGACAUCAUAAGACAGUACAGGGACAUUGAGCUUCAAACAUCGGAGAAAUUGCGCCGAUUGCGCAUCUGGAGGAUCCUUGUUUCGAAUACUCCUACAACUAUCAAGCCAUUCUGUACGCUCGCAACGUAUGCUGCGAUUGCAGCUGCUAGGAAAGACGAGACGCUGCUCUCCGCUCAGGCUUUUUCUUCUCUGUCACUAAUCAGUUUGGUGACAAACCCUCUACUAACCUUGUGUCAAGUUCUCCCAUCCUUCAUUCAGGGUAUUUCUUGCUUUAGCCGCAUUGAGAGCUACUGUUUGAAAUCCGGCCUACUUCAAACGAAUAGCCGUUCCUCGCAGUCGCUUGCUGUGAGCCUGACGAACAACUCUACUGAGCUGACGGAACUGGCCUCGGCACUCGGUAGCAACGAUAGUCUCUUUGUCUUUGACAAUGCUGACAUCGCUUGGUCCCUGGAGGCAGCUCAACCUGUCCUGCACAGUCUAAGUCUGACUAUCAGCCGUGGGCUCACUGCGAUAAUUGGACCAAGUGCAUCGGGCAAAUCAACAUUACUUCAGAGUAUGAUUGAAGAGACUGUUUUCAAGAAGGGCUCUAUGAUAUCAAAUGGGUCCAGAGUGGCCUUUUGUUCGCAGGGCCCGUGGAUCAAGGACGAUACAAUCCGAUGCAAUAUCAUUGGAGGAGGCAGGGAGACUGACUUUGAUCAGAAAUGGUACGACUUUUCUCUCUUGGCCUGUGGCCUUAAGCAUGAGCUGGAAAGCUUUCCUGCGGGUGAUCAGACAUUUGCUGGAAAUAAUGGUGUUUUAUUAAGCGGAGGACAGCGUCAACGAGUGGCCCUUGCACGUGCCGUUUAUUCCAGGCUUCCUGUGGUAAUACUUGAUGAUGUGAUGAGUGGGCUUGAUCCAAAAACGACGAGCACAAUUGUCAAUCAUUUGUUCUCCCAGAACGGCUAUUUUAGGAAAGCGGACAUAUCGGUGAUUGUUGCUACUCAUAACCGGCAACUCCUUUACCACAUGGACGCGGUUGUUGUGUUGGAACAGGGCAGAAGUGUACACUCUGUGUCCUACGAGGAGACUCUAGCGCGACAUGACGGUCUUAAAACAGAACCGGGGGCAUCAUCUAUUUACGCGUCUCCAGUUGAAGUAAUUGAUGAUGACACUGAACAAUCAGCUACCCACACGCCUACAGUAACCCCCCUCCAUCCCCCGUCCAGAGAGAAGAAGGGAAACCCCGACCAGGCUGUCAAUGAAACACAGAGACAACAGGCCACCUGGUCAACUUACUUCUAUCACGGACGAAGUGCAGGGUUUUGGUCUAUGGUCCUCUGGAUAACCUUCACUUUUGUUGGUGCCAUUUUGACCAGUCUAACAAACCAAUUUAGUCAGGAUAUUGAUCUCAUCGAUAUGGGGCUCCCCUCGGAGGUGAUCCAAUUUACAACAGGAGCUGCGUCUUGCGCUGUACAAUUGAUCGUCCUGUGCGUUAUGGGAAAGUUCCUUGCGGCAAUAAUUCCAGUCCUUGCAAUCGCCCUGUUCAUUGUACAGUCCUACUAUUUGCGUACCUCUCGCCAGGUUCGCCUUUUAGAUAUUGAAACCAAGGCGCCGGUCUACAAACAGUUUAUCGAGACCUCACACGGAGUCUCAACCAUCCGCGCUUUUGGCUGGCAAGACGCAUUCUACGAAAAGCAGGCCGAAGUUAUAGACCAGGCACAACGGCCAUUUUACAUGCUUUUCUGCAUUCAGCAGUGGUUAGAACUUGUCCUUGAUUUAAUCAUCGCUGCCCUUGCAGUAAUCAUAAUUUCCAUCGCCACCACAGUUAAAGGCAGUCUUAGUCCAGGAGCGCUGGGGGUGGCGCUGGUCAUCAUUUUGCAGUUCAAUUCGGAUUUGUCACAGACUAUACAGUCUUGGACAAAAUUGGAGACAUCAAUCGGGGCGGUGGCCAGAGUUCAGCAGUUUUUGCAAGAGACCCCUGUCGAGCCGGAUGCUGAUGUUACUCCUGACGCAGGGUGGCCGUUGAAAGGGGCUAUUCACUUCCAGGAUGCCGUUGCUAACUAUGGGUCCGACGAUACACUGCCGGCCAUGGCAAAUCUCAACCUGCGAAUCACCCCGGGAGAGAAAAUCGCCAUCUGCGGACCAUCAGGAAGCGGCAAGUCAACUCUCAUCAUGGCUCUUGCACGGAUUAUUGAUCUCAGAAACGGAAAAAUCACGGUUGAUGAAAUAGAUAUCUGCACCGUUUCACCUGCCCACCUCCGGUCAUGCUUGAACAUCAUUCCGCAAGAGCCGUUCUUCAUUCCCGGUUCGAUUAGGGUUAACAUUGAUCCACACAAUCAGCACUCUGAUACUUUGAUUGAGAGCGCUCUUCGAAAGGUUCAUUUAUGGGAACGAAUGGCUGUUGGUAGAGAAGGAGGAGCAGGAACACUUGAUAGAGACCUUAUUGCGUCGGAAUGGUCACAGGGUGAACGGCAACUAUUAUGUCUAGCCAGGGCAUUACUGGUACCCAGUCAAAUCCUGAUUUUAGACGAGGCAACAAGCAGCGUCGACGAGGGAACAGCUACCAUUAUGCAGGAAGUGGUCGAAGCGGAAUUCCCAACCCAAACUGUCAUUUCAGUUCUGCAUCGCUUCGCCUAUAUCAACCGAUAUGACCGGGUCGCUGUCUUGGAACAGGGGAGGGUCGUCGAGUGUGACAAGCCGCGAACCCUUCUCAAUCGAGAGUCAACGUUCAGGGAGUUUUACAACUUGAGUGAACACGCUAUACAAUAG
Molecule: messenger RNA, 3963 nt
Organism: Talaromyces atroroseus
Lineage: Eukaryota; Fungi; Ascomycota; Eurotiomycetes; Eurotiales; Trichocomaceae
Exons: 11
Coding region: 1-3963 (1320 amino acids)
Biological process (GO): transmembrane transport
Cellular component (GO): membrane
Molecular function (GO): ATP hydrolysis activity; ABC-type transporter activity; ATP binding
Source: RefSeq, a predicted model, not a curated record